UCUCUCCACCUCUACUCCACCCCUCCACUUUUUCUGCCAUAAACUUUCGAACACAACAUUGUUGCCACAGACCCUCCUUUCCUCUAAAACCAGAGCAACAGGAUUGAACCCCAACACUCUCCAUCUACAGAUUUAGCCAACCGGAUCACGUCCUCCAUCGCCGUGAAAUCCAGCACUGCUUCCUCCUCACGCGGCUCUCCACUCCACCUCGUGGUACUGCCAUCUUUCUUCCUCUCUCCUCCACACUUCUCCCCUCUCUCUGCACUAAUCCGUCCCACCCACCACGCCUCGGCAUGGAGAAAGUGCAGCACAUCACACGGGCGGCCAUCCGCCGGGCGUCCACCAUGGAGGUCCCCCAGCAGGCCAAGCAAAACAUGCAGGAGCUCUUCGUCAACUUCUGCCUCAUCCUCAUCUGCCUGCUGCUCAUCUACAUCAUUGUCUUGCUAAUCUCUUUCCACGGCAUGUGAGAGACCAGCGUGAUGUAACCUGCUCAUCCUCCUGUUCCCUGGCAAACAAGAAGAACCUCCACUCGGAUACACUUCCACACGGCCGAACAGCCCAGGAAAUCUCCAUCCCGUCACUAUGGAUCUGAUCAAUAACCGAGGGAUAAACCUGCUGCUCAACUUCCUGCUUAUUGUAGUGGCUCUACUGCUCAUGCUGAUUCUGGUCAAGCUCAUGUGACCCAACAUGGCCAGAAACAAGAGACUCCUACUCUCUCCACCUCCAAAACCAGUUUAAGGUUCCUAAUAUGACAUCAGACUGACUUUUUCUCACUUUAACAACACACCAGAUGAACC
Molecule: messenger RNA, 797 nt
Organism: Carassius auratus (goldfish)
Lineage: Eukaryota; Metazoa; Chordata; Actinopteri; Cypriniformes; Cyprinidae
Product: cardiac phospholamban-like
Exons: 3
Coding region: 294-467 (57 amino acids)
Biological process (GO): negative regulation of ATPase-coupled calcium transmembrane transporter activity; negative regulation of calcium ion import into sarcoplasmic reticulum; negative regulation of heart rate
Cellular component (GO): membrane; sarcoplasmic reticulum
Molecular function (GO): ATPase inhibitor activity
Source: RefSeq, a predicted model, not a curated record